Molecule: messenger RNA, 798 nt
Organism: Perognathus longimembris pacificus (Pacific pocket mouse)
Lineage: Eukaryota; Metazoa; Chordata; Mammalia; Rodentia; Heteromyidae
Gene: Galr2
Product: galanin receptor 2
Biological process (GO): neuropeptide signaling pathway; adenylate cyclase-modulating G protein-coupled receptor signaling pathway
Cellular component (GO): membrane
Molecular function (GO): galanin receptor activity
Source: RefSeq, a predicted model, not a curated record
AUGGCCCGUGGAGGGAGAGAGCGGGACCGUCCAGCGGGGGAUGACGGGAUGUGGGAGGACUGGGCCGCCGGCCGCACGGUCCGCGCCGGGACCCAGGAGUCGGAGCGCGCCUGCGCACUUGGCAUCCUUUGGCUGCUGGCUCCUUCCCUGGGCCCCAGCACAGCCCGGCUGGGCCGCCUGUCAGCCAGUCAGGCUGCUGGCGAGGUCAGCCGGCAACCCGAGGCCGUCCUCGUGCCCCUGCUCUUUGCACUCAUUUUCCUCGUGGGCACCGUGGGCAAUGCACUCGUGCUGGUUGUGCUACUGCGCGGUAGCACCACCAACCUGUUCAUCCUCAGCCUGGGCGUGGCCGACCUGUGCUUCCUCGUGUGCUGCGUGCCUUUCCAGGCCACCACCAUCGACACCCUGGACGGCUGGGUGUUCGGCGGGCUGCUCCGCAAGGCGGUGCACUUCUUCAUCUUCCCCACCAUGCAUGCCAGCGGCUUCACGCUGGCCGCCGUCUCCCUGGACCGGUACCUGGCCAUCCGCUACCCGCUGCACUCCCGCGAGCGAGCUGAGCUGUGCACGCCCUGGAACGCGCGGGCCGCCCUCGGGCUCAUCCGGGGGCUGGCUCUGCUCUUCUCCGGGCCCCACCUGAGCUACUACCACCGGCCGUCGCGGCUGGCCAACCUGACGGCGUGCCACCCACCCGGCCCGGAGCGCGCCAUGGACCUCGGCACCUUCGUCCUCCGCCACCUGCUGCCGGCGCUGGUUGGUGCUCGGCCUGACCGGCGGCCCCCAGGCUGGCCAAGCGCAAGGUGA